Trichoderma atroviride IMI 206040 is the source of this 2589-nucleotide messenger RNA. Lineage: Eukaryota; Fungi; Ascomycota; Sordariomycetes; Hypocreales; Hypocreaceae. The record is from RefSeq and is a predicted model, not a curated record.
CGCUAUGCAGACGACUUUCACGCCCGCAGCUCAGACGAACUGAGCCUCAAGAAGGGGGAUCGAGUCGAGUUACUAGAACGAGACGAUGAAUUUGGCGACGGCUGGUUCCUCGGCCGCCACUUCGCCAACAGCAACACUGGUCUUUUUCCCGAAGUUUAUACCCGACCAACCCCAAGAGCCGUUUCGAACCCAACAUCAACUCCUGCUUUCAUUGCUUCGCAGCCACUUUCUCCAUUGGUGGAAGUCACACAAGAAACCGCUCUCCAGGGCAUUGCGAAUGCUCCUGCAUCGGCCAGCACGUCUACUGUACCUUUAGCGUCGACCGAAACACCCUCUAUCCUGUCGACCCCUUUGCCCAAAGCUGAAUCAGCCCCUGCGUCUGGCUUGGGUGGCAUAGGCUCCCCAGUAUCCGCGCCGGGCAGAGGAGCCGCACUUUCGGGGCAAGAUGAAGUUCUCAGCGAAACUCUCAACGUCAUCGACGAGCACAUCACUCGCUUGCAGUCGCCGCCUGGCACCGGUACUAUCAAUGCUGCUGCUACAGACUCUGGAAGCGAGUAUAGUGUUGCUAUUGACCACCGAAUGUCGUAUAUCCAGGGUGAAGAGACGGACGAAGAAGAGGAAGCUGUACAUAGUCGUGCCGAAGUUGUGGCUUGGUCACCGGAUGACGUGGCCGAGUACCUCUUCACUGAGGGUGUUGAGAAGCACCACUGCGAAGUUUUCAGGGACCAAGAAAUUUCUGGAGAAGUGCUACUGGGCAUGGAUCAGAGCUCCCUGUUCAUCAAGGAUUUUGAUUUAGGCUCCGUGGGCCGGCGCCUCAAGACAUGGCAGAAGAUUAAGAAUCUCCAGGAUGAGGUUAGCGGCGAGGAACCAGAUGCAAGGCGAGCCACACAUACCCGCGGUAGCGAUGGCGGAUCCGAGGACGCGACGAAACGAACGAGAAGUCGAACCAGCACCCUGACAGGGAACUCUGCAUCACGACCCACCUCUGUCCAGGCUAGACGCCUGUCCCUGGCUCAGUCAUCUAACAAGGCUUCUCCAACUGCUCAUAUAACCCCAACAAACGGCACUCAGGAGAGCCCAUCACGCACGCACUUCAAACGGCCGUCGGCGGCAUCCAUCCGAGACCUGAACCAGUCACGACGACAUUCGGCAUCGACAAACGCGAACCUAUCUGCUGGUGAUGGCGUGCAUAAGAAACAACCUUCCUUUGAUCGAAACUGGACCCUUGGCGGCGCUGUCUCGCAGACCUCUCAAAGGCCGCUUUCCUCAACGGGACUGCAAGAAAUGCUGGGCACAUCUGAGCCGGAUCUCCAGGACUCAGCCGUUGAGCUAGACCGAGGCUACUUUUCUGGCACUGAGGUAUUUGGAAAGAAGCGCAAUGUUUUGCGGAAACGUGGCAGCGCUAACCAUGGGCGACAACAGAGUUACGCAGACGAGCAGAGGGUGCGCAGCGCCACGGCGCUCUCCCGGCACUCAAGAUACGGUAGCGUCGAUUCUUUCCGGGAUGGGGCGCCAAACGCUGCUCAGAAAUACUACGGCAUCUCGCCAACUCCCCACAAACGAACUGCUUCAGCAAACACGACGGAUUCUGCUCGGCCGCCACCUCCAGCUAAAGACAGCCCAGCUCCCGCCGUCACCAAGCUGGAUACCGCCAUGGGUUCAGCUCAAGCAGAAGCAUCGCCAGUCUCCGGCAGGCCCCAAGGCCUCAGCACCGAUUGGCUCACAUCAAUGGCCAAACCAGUCGGCAAAGCUGCUCGACCGGCUAUGCGAGCCAUCUCAGAUAAGCUCACUUUUGAUAGAUCCAAGGGAUCAACUGAUCUAUCAGCCAACGAUCCGUCUUCCAUGCCUUCUCCCGUAAGAACAGGGUCUAGUACCCCCUCAGCUGGACAAAGCCUUGAUCUCGACUCUCAUGAUGCGCUCAAAAGCCCCGUCACAGCGACGGCCCCUUCCAGCAAGACCAGGGGAAAGAAGGGCAAAAAGGACACAAGUGCUUAUACACAAGGCUUGUUAAAGAUACCCCCCCAGGUCGCCAUGAAGGAUGCAGAUUACUACGGCUGGAUGAAAAAGAAGAGCUCAAACCUAAUGACCACAUGGAAGCCCCGAUUCUUUGUUCUCAAGGGACGACGGCUGGCAUAUUACUACUCUGAAGACGACGACCAAGAAAAGGGCCUCAUCGACAUCUCAUUCCACCGCGUUCUUCCUGCCGACAACGAAAGAUUGACUGGAUUGCACGCUACUCUGACCGGUGCAGCCGGUGGGGGGAGCAUGCCAGGUAGCCACAGCAUACCGCCUGCAAGCGACGAUGGAGCCAUGGAGAAGGGCGACGACAGCAUGUUCAUCUUCAAGCUGGUGCCACCUCGAGCGGGCCUAUCCAAGGGCGUCAGCUUUACAAAGCCGACAGUCCACUACUUUGCGGUGCCUAAUCUAAAGCAAGGCCGUUUGUGGAUGGCUGCCUUGAUGAAGUCGACAAUUGAACGAGAUGACACACAAGCAGUCACGACAACGUACCAACAAAAGACAAUAUCCCUGGCCAAAGCGAAGCAAAUGCGCCACCGUCCUCCUGCGCUCAUGAAUGCCGAGGAAUCUGCC